AUGACUACUAUGCUCUGCAAGAAUAACCAUCAAGGACAAUCUCCUUUUGUCGCCGCAGAAGAGGAAGCCAGUCAUCUCACACUGGAGGAUGCGUCAAAGAUGCUUAGCGACGACAAGAAAAGAUACAACCUUCCCGUCGAUCCUGUCGAAUCCUCAUCCUCUUCCGAUAAUACUACCUUGGACUUUCAUGUUGCCAUCUUUGGUCUCAUGGCAGGAGUCGUUUUUGGCUUCAUUUUGGCCAUGAAAAUGAGUCAUGCUGCUGCUGAAUCAUCAUCAUCAUCCUCCUCCUCCUCCUUGUACCUUCACAAGCCAAUCAUGCCCCAACCAUCACCAAGUCAACCAUUCAACGAGGAGUUCUGCCAGCGAUCCGACCAUGUUUCGUCUUCUGUGGCUGAUCCCUCCGCAUGGCGAUCAUCGUCUUGCCCACAAAAUGAGACUACUACAGCAGCAACCACCACCACUACUACUACCAAGAAUGUCUUUUCGGAAUCUUCCGGCGCUGGUUCUGGCGGUGGUGCUAUCAGUGACUAUUAUCAAUCAUUGUUGGAAGAAAUGGAGCCACCACGAUACAGUAUCGACGGUCUCAUUUAUUCUAUGUACCACACCUUUUUGGGAUCCUGGUAG
Messenger RNA from Cylindrotheca closterium, 624 nucleotides. NCBI's taxonomy places the organism in Eukaryota, Bacillariophyta, Bacillariophyceae, Bacillariales, Bacillariaceae. The record is from the annotation of a GenBank genome assembly.